AUGAUGCGAAUUUCAAUAAUAUGUGCGACUGAUCUAGUUGUUUCUAUAAGUAAUAAGUCUGGUGAGUAUCCAUCUGCUAUCAUUAUUUUAGGGGAUUUAGUACAAACUGAAAAAGCAGCUAGAAACACAUCAGAUUCAAAGAAACGAGGUAUUUUAGAACGUGAAGUAGAAGAUCUUAUAAAUGGAAUAAAUGCCUUGGAAGCAAGUCCGGAGUUAAAAGCUGCAGAAGAAAGAAACCUUGAUACCACCGAUAAGUAUUUCAAUGCGUUAAAUGAUCACCUUGAAAUAUUGAAAAAUCUGGAAAUUCAAAGAAUAGAUGUCCUUGAAUUACUUUCAUCGAAAAAAAGAAUACAAAUGUACGAAAGUAUACUACAAGAAGAAUGUUGUGUUGAUGUUGUUCUUGGAAUAAAACGUAAAUAG
Schistosoma rodhaini is the source of this 420-nucleotide messenger RNA. The record is from the annotation of a GenBank genome assembly. Lineage: Eukaryota; Metazoa; Platyhelminthes; Trematoda; Strigeidida; Schistosomatidae.